UUGAAUUUUCACUUUUCCCCGAAACAUUUGAAUUCGAGUUUCGACUUCCUUUCAUUUCACCAAACGCGCAGUGUCAGAAAGCCCCAACUGUCUGAGAAAGAUUCAGAAAAUCGCUUCGGAAGUGGUUAUACCCGAUCAAGUUAAAUUUCCAAGUCACAGUGAGAAUCGAUUCGUCAAAUGGCUUCAAGAACUGCGACUAAAGAUAUAAUCACACUCCGGGGAUCUGCCGCCAUUGUCAGCGAGUUCUUCGGGUAUGCUGCAAAUAGUAUUUUGUACAAUCGAGCAGUGUAUCCCGAAGAAAGUUUUGCGAAGGUGAAGAAAUAUGGCCUGCCAAUGUUGCUUACUCAAGAUGAAGGCGUCAAAUCCUUCAUUUCGAAAUUGACUUCUCAGCUUACUGAAUGGCUUGAAGCUGGGAAGUUGCAAAGGGUAGUUCUAGUUAUUAUGAGCAAGGGCAGUGGUGAGGUUUUAGAGAGAUGGAAUUUUAGUAUCGAGACGGAUAGUGAGGUCGUCGAGAAAGGAGUUUCAAGGGAGAAGAGCGACAAGGAAAUCAUGAGGGAAAUUCAGGCCAUCAUGCGGCAGAUAGCUUCGAGUAUCACGUAUUUGCCGUGUCUUGAUGAGCCCUGUGUAUUUGACGUCUUAGCAUACACAGACAAAGAUUGUGAUGUCCCGCUUACUUGGAUCGAGAGUGAUCCUAAGCUGAUUGCUAAUCCACAGAUGGUGAAGUUGCAUUCUUUUGAUACAAAGAUUCACAAGGUUGACACUUUGGUAUCAUACAAAAAUGAUGAGUGGGAUGAGGCAUGAAUUUGAUGGGGAUUUAUCGAACUUUGAGUCGAUUGGAUCUGCAUUACUCAGAGACAUGUCCAGCAAGUGAAUCUUACAUUCACAUUUUCUAUUCUACAUUUUGGAUUAGUGUCAUGUAUGCUCAUUCCUCCCGAAUGCGAAAUUUGAAGUGUUUUGUCUUAAGGGUUUCAUGCUUGGUAUUUGUGCUCGUUUUACUAUAUGCUAAUGUACUCAGUUUGUUGUAUUUGCGACUGGACAAAUGGUCUUGUACUGUUUACACAAGUGUUGGGAAUAUUGUGUAUUAUGUGCUAUUUUUACUAUAUGCUUGAGUGAUGCAUAGUGGUUAUUUUUCCUUACUAAGUGUUGUGCAAACAAAAAUAUAUAUAUUUAGUGGAUAUGUGAUUGUGC
This is a messenger RNA of Striga asiatica, 1188 nucleotides long. Lineage: Eukaryota; Viridiplantae; Streptophyta; Magnoliopsida; Lamiales; Orobanchaceae. The record is from the annotation of a GenBank genome assembly.